UUCAGGUUUAUUUCGGUUGGAUUCUUGAUUCUUGAUUCUUGAUCGGUGAUCGCCCCGUUCAUGAUUUUGAACAGAAGACAGCUGCGUCCAAACUCUCUUGCCAAGUAUCGAGUCACAUCUUUCCGACCACAAACUCACGCACACGCCUGCAGCAUUCAGCUUGUGUAGCGCAGGCCAAUCGCGAUGUCGCCGAAUCCCUGACUAUCCUCGAGGGUGUUGUCGCUUUGCGACCUACACAAAGGCUCAAAAGCAGCACUUCGACCGGAACGAUACAGAAUCGAAAGCGUAUCAAGACCAAGCUCGUCCUUCUCUUGCCUCGCCUGCGUCACCGGACUCUUUUGUGUGUGUCAUGUCAGACUCCAGCAACGAAGUACUGGUCAACGUAUUUGGCACUUUGGGCGCGGUCCUCUGGUCUGUUCAGCUCCUGCCUCAAAUCUACCUCAAUCAUCGCCGGCGUCAAGUGCAGGGAGUCCAGCCAUCCUUCAUGAUGCUAUGGGCCGUCAGCGGGCUCGCGCUUGGCGUGCACAAUGUGCUGGCCAAUGUCAACAUUGCAUUACAGGUUCAAGCUCAAAUUCUAACCGCACUUUCCCUAAGUGUGUUGGUAGUCGAGACUAGCGCAGAUAACAGGCUGCCCACCGCUCAUCGCCCGGCUCCCCCAUUCUUUGCAGUUACCUGGGCGCAAAUCAUGUACUUUGAACACCAAUGGAGCAAGCUCCGCACAUGUCUCAUCACCUCCAGUCUUGCAUUCGCCUUUGCCGGAGUCGAAGCAGCGCUCAUUGCAGGAUUGAGGUAUGGCCUGACGCAGGGACCUCCUCGCUGGUUCCUCACCUUUAUGGCCAUCCUCGCAGCAGUAGGUCUGGCACUCGGCGUCCUGCGAGAAUAUGUGGACAUUCUCCGCACGCAGUCGACCCAAGAUCUCAGUCUCAUCUUCGUCUACCUAGAUGCGGGGGGAGAUUUGACGAGCUUGAUCAGCGUUGCGCUAGCAUCGCCCUUGUCCAUCGAGUCCAUUGUGAUUUACGCAUCGGAGCUUUUGCUGUGGAUAGGCAUCAUGAUCUUGGCAGUGUGGUUCGGGCCUAUGAAGAGGUGGAGACAUCGGAAGGCAACAAAGUCUCACAGCGUGAAUAUCGGCAUCGAACAGCAUGUAGAAGAUGCAGAGACCACACAAGCAGCAGAAUUGACAUGAAUGAGUGCUGGCCC
This is a messenger RNA of Ceraceosorus guamensis, 1197 nucleotides long. RefSeq names its product PQ loop repeat protein-like protein. The coding region runs from base 350 to 1183 and encodes 277 amino acids. The record is from RefSeq and is a predicted model, not a curated record. NCBI's taxonomy places the organism in Eukaryota, Fungi, Basidiomycota, Exobasidiomycetes, Ceraceosorales, Ceraceosoraceae. The transcript has 7 exons.